AGCCUGGGGCCUGGCCCCUGGGCUGGCUACCGGGGGCACAUCGGCAGAGCGGGCAAGGAGGGGCCCUGGCCAGGAAGAGCAGCGAGAGCUGUGGGGCAGAACCAGGUGAAUUCGAGCAGCUUGGGGCUCCUGAGCCUGGAGUAGCUACAGACCAGGACUCCAGCGUAUUGACUUGCCCGAUGGGAAGCACAGGACUGAAAUACUGGGGCAGGGGGGAGAGGAAUCUGUGGGUCAGGGCUGACCAGCCACGGGCACCUCCGUCUGGGCCAGCAGAGCUGCAGGUUGCUGGGCCCGUGACCCCUGAGCCAUGGCAAGCAGCAGCGGUGGCUGGGGCGCUCCCAAGUCCCACAAGCCCAACGGGAAACCGCAGCAGCUCAAAUACUCAGGUGUCACCAAGAAAAAGGAUUCAGAAGUUUAUGUCGGAAACGUCCCGCCUGAGAUGACGGAGGAGGACAUACUGCUCCUGCUCAGGGACUUCCACCCGCAGCAUAUUAAAAGGUGCCAUUCCGGGCUGAGAAGCUAUGCCUUUGUAGAUCUCAGCUCCUCUGAGCAGGUGCAGGCCGCAAUCCAGCGCUUCAACGGGCACCUCGUGAACGGACGUCGCCUGUUUCUGAGCCGCACGGGUGCAGACAACGGGAGGAAGGCCCCGGCUGAGACCCAGAGCACCGUGGAAAUGCCCGCUUUGGAGAGAGUCCCUAGGGGAGAGCUUAGUCUGAGCCAUGCAAAGGCAGAGACCCAAACCCUGCAGCCGGCGCCUCCCGAUGCAGCGAGGCAGAUCUGUUAUGCGGUUCCCAUGGAAAUGAGGGGUUCCUUCUUGGCACUCAUGCUAAAAGACUGCUUUCAGGAUCUGAACUGGUUGGUGUCGAUUGCAAAGCUGCACGGAGAGGCAGGGCUGCUGGUGACGGAUGCUCUGCCACAGACCCCGUACUUCUGGGCCAUACACCUCACAGAGGAAAGUCACUCGAACAUGCACAAGCUGUUCUGCCAGCUGGCGGAAGAGGAAUCCAAGCAGCCCUACCUGACGAGGCAGGCGGUGCAGCGAGGGACCCGCUGCAUGGCAGAGUGCAUUCUGGGGGAGGACGGCGCGGCAUGGAACAGGUGCUGGGUCUUGGAGAAAGUGGAAGAUCUUGCAGUGGUUCUCUUUGUUGACUUUGGCCGUUCAGCCACUGUUCCUCUCAACUCACUGCGGAAGCUGGAUGAAGAUGAUUUCUGGGACAUAAAACCGCUGGCCCAGCCCUUCAUGUUCCAAAAAGAGAUUGUCUCUGCAAGACCCAUGGUCCGGCAAAUCCUGCGAGGGAAGGUGGUUGGCCCGUCUCGCCUGGAGCCUCACAUCCUGACAUUCACCUUCUGCACAGAGGAGGAAGCUGAGGACCUGUGAGCUCUGAGCUGAAAGUCCCCUGCCUCUCGCUGCCCAAAGCAGGAGUGGAGCAGAGAACUGCUGGACCUUGGAAAAGUCGUCUUCAGCCUGAACCAGCCUUAUUAACUGGCUGCAGUGUUGUGAUUGUGGGGAGGGGGCGUCUCUUAGUUCUCCAGGUUUAGUGAUAUCCCCAGUUAGCUUCAAGGGGAAGUUACCUAGUUUUGAUUUUUCUGUAAAAUUGUGAGGGGGCUGGUGAACUGUCUCUCUGGUGCCUGACUAUUAAAUGGAGCCUGGCAAGUCCUGCUAACGCUGCCUCCGCUAGGUGUGGGUCUGCCCAGAGUGCCUGGCUGCUGGACAAAUCCCUGUUAGACCUGCAUGUGCCCUGGCAGCUUGAAGGGCCUGCGGGAGGGUUGUUCCCUCAGUGCUGUUAGGGCUGCAAGGCCUUGUCCUUUCUUCAGCAGGACUAGAGACUUCAGCCUCCGCCUGGUGUCAGGGCUUGUAACCGGGAGCCAGCUCUGCCUGUUGUCAGAACAGCAGGGGCCUGGGGCAGGCUGUGCCCACAGGCUUAUUUGGGUAAAGCAUCAUACAAAUCUCCAAUUUGUUACUCUCACAAACUAUGGACAGGGGCCAAAUGCUCAGUUCUGAAGAGUGACUAAACUGCUGAGGGCAGAGGUUGGUUUGUUUUUGAAGGGGGGAAGAAACUAACAGGGCUCUGGAUAACUGAGGUCUGCCCCUAGUGUCUGGUUUUGGGGCUUGGUUGCUAAGUGGCUCAGAAGAAAAUUGCUCUGGUCCUUUGGGUGAAAGGAUGAAGCUAGCUUAAAGUAAAUGGUUCCAACCUGGCCCACAGGUUUAGAUCAGAAAUUGUCAAGCUUAAUUUCACAAGUGAAAGUCAGUGGGCAGGGCUGGUGGUU
This is a messenger RNA of Gopherus evgoodei (Goodes thornscrub tortoise), 2268 nucleotides long. RefSeq names its product tudor domain containing 10 (gene TDRD10). NCBI's taxonomy places the organism in Eukaryota, Metazoa, Chordata, Testudines, Testudinidae. Gene Ontology annotation, molecular function: protein binding; RNA binding. The record is from RefSeq and is a predicted model, not a curated record. The transcript is spliced from 13 exons. Bases 308 to 1378 code for a protein of 356 amino acids.